AUGACUCGGAGGUGUUCCAAAACUAGAAAGGAAAUCUUCAGGCUGAAUCAGAUUUUGAUUAUAAUAAAAUGGAGAACAUUCCACUUCUCUUUGAAUUCAACUUUGAAUUCAAUAGAAAGCUAUGUGCCCGUAAUAAAUGCUAGUAAUCACUAUCCUGUUAAAGCAGGCAAAGGGCAUAUAUUUUUAUACAAGAUACAAAGUAAAUUUGUCAAAGUUCCUGAUGCAAUUCAAAUUAGGAAUACAUAUAACCUUAAUUCAAACCACUGCACGUCUUUCUGUGAUAUACCUAUAAUUAAUACAUAUUAUCCUAUUCAAUAUACUAUUAUUUGUGAUGAAAACCGAUUACCAGUGGAAGCUGAUGACAAACAUUUAUUACUGGUUGAAAAGGCAUCAGGAAAAACUUUCAGAGUUGCGGAUUCCCCAAAUGUUCGCAAAUUUUACAAUCUGCAGUAUUCUUCUGUUAAAAAUGUUAAAAAUCAAAUGCAACCAUCUACUUUAAUCGUCAAAGAGUUGCAGCAGCCCUCGUCGACUAUGACAAAUCAGGCAGAACAUUCUAUUUUGCUUAAUAAACAGCUACAGGAAUCAUCAUCUAUUAUGAAAAGUCAGGCACCAUCUUUGACUUUUAAUCUGCUUAAAUUGCCAUCGACUGUAACAAGUUACGUGCAAUCUCGUGCUUCAACGGACAAGCAGUAUUCUCAACCUUCAUUCAUUAGUAAUCCAACAGAAUCCAAUGUUUUGAACACAAAUGAACUGCAACCAUAUGAAACAGUACCUCCACACAAUAAUAAUAAUGCAUCAGGAUCCCAAGUACAAGUAAUACUUUCAAAAACAAAACGCCGGAAAACAAAUGCAGAUACUCCUCGAGAUAUAUAAACUUCUAUUUCUUGUUUAUUGUAAGUGUGAAAAAAGUCAUGUGGCACAUCAAGAUUUUUAAAAUUUUACAUUUUACUUGUAGCUUCGUGGAAGCAUCCUGCGAUUUUAUGUCUCAUUCAUCACUAUAAAGAAAAUAUGCGUGUUAUGAAUAGCAAUUCUAAACGCCAUGAGGAAAUAUGGCAAGAUAUAUCAGAUGUUCUGGCCAAAGAAGGAUAUCAUUUUUCUCACUUGCAGUGCGAGGAUAAGUGGAAGUAUCUUAAGAAAUUAUAUGUAGAGACAGUAGACAAAAAUAAGGAGUCAGGAACUGCUGAGAAUACAUGCCCUUAUUUUAAAGAAUUUCAUGAAAUUUAUGGCUCACAUUCUGUCAAUCCUCCAGCACUUGCUUCCAACCGAACUCUGACAAAUAUGUCUGUUGUACCUGAAAUUAGCUCGGACUCGGAACAAGAAAGUAUACCAAAGAAAAAAA
Messenger RNA from Monomorium pharaonis (pharaoh ant), 1339 nucleotides. RefSeq lists its product as uncharacterized. The record is from RefSeq and is a predicted model, not a curated record. Bases 1 to 873 code for a protein of 290 amino acids. The transcript is spliced from 4 exons. NCBI's taxonomy places the organism in Eukaryota, Metazoa, Arthropoda, Insecta, Hymenoptera, Formicidae.